Humulus lupulus (European hop) is the source of this 471-nucleotide messenger RNA. Its product is annotated as serine/threonine-protein kinase BSK5-like. The record is from RefSeq and is a predicted model, not a curated record. Gene Ontology annotation, molecular function: protein kinase activity; ATP binding. Bases 1 to 471 code for a protein of 156 amino acids. Gene Ontology annotation, biological process: brassinosteroid mediated signaling pathway; protein phosphorylation. Lineage: Eukaryota; Viridiplantae; Streptophyta; Magnoliopsida; Rosales; Cannabaceae. The transcript has 4 exons.
AUGAUUCAUCCCUCUGCCCUCCAAUUUGCAGCCCUUGGGUUCCUGCUCUCCGUGGGUGAGGAGUCUGUGUUCACAGCUAGGUCAAUUGGGAGUCUCAGAAGUGAGCGAUUAGCCAAUCUGAUUGGGUGUUGCUGCGAAGGAGAUGAGAGGUUGUUGGUGGCCGAUUUUAUGCCCCAUGAAACUCUUGCUAAGCAUCUUUUUCACUGGGAUGCUCAACCAGUGAAAUGGGCCAUGAGAUUGAGGGUGGCUUUGCAUUUGACACAAGCUCUGGAGUACUGUAGCAGCAAAGGGCGUGCAUUGUAUCAUGAUCUCAAUGCCUACAGGGUUUUAUUUGAUCAGGAUGGCAAUCCCAGACUAUCUUGCUUUGGCCUCAUGAAGAAUAGCAGGGACGGCAAGAGUUACGGUACAAACUUAGCAUUCACUCCUCCGAAGUACCUGAGAACUGGUAUUUUUGUUUGCUUGAAUAAGUGA